AUUGAUCAAGACCCAGCAGCGCGGCGAUUCAAAUUCAGCAACUGACCUUUCUGAUUCGUCGCCUGCCUAGCCUAGGUGACACAGCCUUGCCGUGCGGGUGAGCGUAAAGUUGCACGGUAACAGACUGAGAGCGAGAAGAAAGGAGUUGAGAAAGGGUCGCCUUGGAGAGAAAUUGAACCCAGAGCCUUUUGCAAGCUAGGCAAGAACUCAACCUCUAAGCUACACCCACAUCCGGCAGUUAUUUAAUUUCUGCCUUCACAACAGAAGGGAGAGCAGCUUUGGCAUGCCAGUACUGCAUGGCAGAGGUGUGGGAGAAGGAUGCUGCCAAAAUGGAACCACAAGCAACAGCCUUGGUCCCACUGACGCCCGUUUUCAAGAGGAAAGCUGUCAGCCUUCCACAGAGGCAUCAGAAAGGACCAUGACUAAUAAAACUCAGGAAGUUGUUGGCAUCCAUUUCCCUUUUCCCUUCCCACCAUAUCCCAUCCAGAAAGACUUCAUGGCAGAGCUGUACCAGGUUUUGGAAGCUGGCAAGAUUGGGAUAUUUGAGAGUCCAACAGGCACAGGAAAGUCCUUAAGUCUCAUUUGUGGGGCCCUCUCCUGGCUCCGUGAUUUUGAGCAGAAGAAACAAAAAGAAGAGGCACGUCUCCUGGAACCUGGAGCUGACCCCUUAGGUGGUGGGAGGGACCAGCCCCCAUUUUCCUCAUCUUCCUGCCAAGAGCCCCCUGACACCCUGAGGCCUGCCGGGGAACCAGACUGGGUUACCCAGUUUGUACAGAAGAAAGAAGAAAGGGAUUUGGUGGAGAGACUAAAGGAGGAGCAGAUCAGGAGGAGGAAGCGGGAAGAGCGCCUGCAGCAGACCCGCCACAAUGCACAGCUCAAAUAUGCAACCAAGCGCCUGAGACAAGAAGAAGAAGAGACUGAGAGUCUCCUCCGCCUCAGCAGGGAGAUGCUGGCAGCAGGGACAGAGGCAGAGCAACUAGAGCAGCUGGAAUCUGGGGAGGAGGAGCUUGUCCUUGCGGAAUAUGAGAGUGAUGAGGAGAAAAGAACAGCCCGCGGAGUGGAUGAGGAUGAGGAUGACCUGGAGGAAGAACAUAUAACUAAGAUUUAUUACUGCAGUCGGACACAUUCCCAGCUGGCCCAGUUUGUGCACGAAGUACAGAAGAGCCCCUUUGGCAAGGAAACCCGGCUCGUCUCCCUUGGCUCCCGGCAGAACCUUUGCGUGAAUGAAGGUGUGAAAAACCUGGGUUCUGUGCAGCUUAUCAAUGACCGCUGCAUGGAGAUACAGAGAAGCAAACAUGAGAAGAAAAACAGAGCUGAGGAAGACAAGCCAAAGAAGAGGCGGCAGGAGACCAAGGCUGCCUGCCCCUUCUAUAACCAUGAGCAGAUGCAGCUUCUCCGGGAUGAGAUCCUGGUGGAGGUGAAGGACAUGGAGCAGCUGGUGACCCUUGGGAAGGAGGCUUGGGCCUGCCCUUAUUAUGGGAGCCGGUUUGCUAUCCCUGCAGCCCAGCUGGUGGUGCUGCCCUAUCCAAUGCUGCUGCAUGCUGCCACCCGGGAGGCUGCUGGCAUCCGUCUGCAGGGCCAGGUGGUCAUCAUUGAUGAGGCACACAACCUGAUUGAUACCAUCACAGGCAUCUACAGCACAGAGGUCACCGGUUCCCAGCUCUGCCAGGCCCAUUCCCAGUUGCUCCAGUAUAUGGAAAGAUAUGGGAAGCGUUUGAAGGCCAAGAACCUGAUGUACAUUAAGCAGAUUCUGUAUUUGCUGGAGAAGUUUGUGGCUAUGCUGGGAGGGAACAUUAAGCAAAAUCCUAAUACACAGAACCUCUCAAAGACAGGAACAGAGCUGAAGACCAUCAAUGACUUCCUCUUUCAGAGCCAGGUGGACAACAUUAACCUGUUCAAGGUUCAGCGGUAUUUCGAGAAGAGCAUGGUCAGCAGGAAGCUCUUUGGCUUCACAGAACGCUAUGGAGCAGUCCUCCCAUCUUCCCAGUUGCAGCCCAAACUGACUGGGUUUCAGCAUUUCCUAAAGAGCCUGCAGCCUGGUGUCACCGAGGCUCCUGCAACCCCUGUGGAGGAGGAUGAGGCCAGGGCCCUGCGGCCCACUUCCCCACUGAUGCACAUCGAAGGCUUCCUUGCAGCUCUCACCACUGCCAACCAAGAUGGCAGGGUCAUCCUGAGCCGCCAAGGCAGCCUCAGUCAGAGCAGCCUCAAAUUCUUGCUCCUGAAUCCAGCUGUGCACUUUGCCCAGGUGGUGAAAGAAUGCCGGGCAGUAGUCAUUGCAGGUGGCACCAUGCAGCCGGUGUCUGACUUUCGAGAACAGCUGCUGGCAUGUGCUGGGGUGGAAGCUGAGCGAGUGGUGGAGUUUUCCUGUGGCCACGUGAUCCCUCCAGACAACAUCCUGCCCCUCGUCAUCUGCAGCGGGCCCUCCAACCAGCAGUUGGAAUUCACAUACCAGAAGAGAGAGCUGCCUCAGAUGAUGGACGAGACAGGCCGCAUUCUCUGUAACCUAUGCAAUGUGGUCCCUGGAGGGGUAGUCUGUUUUUUUCCCUCCUAUGAGUACCAGCGCCAGGUCCAUGCUCACUGGGACAAGAGUGGUCUGCUGGCCCGCCUGGCUGUCAGGAAAAAGAUAUUCCAGGAACCCAAGAGAGCAAGCCAAGUGGAGCAGGUGCUGAUGGCAUAUUCUAAGUGCAUCACGAGCUGUGGCCAGGUGGGAGGCACAGUGACGGGUGCCCUGCUUCUCUCUGUGGUCGGAGGAAAGAUGAGUGAAGGGAUCAACUUCUCUGAUGACCUGGGCCGGUGUGUGGUGAUGGUGGGCAUGCCCUACCCCAACAUCAGGUCUCCAGAGCUACAAGAGAAGAUGGCCUACUUGGAUCAGACCCUUCCUAGGGCCCCAGGUCAGGCCCUCCCAGGGAAGGCUUUGGUGGAGAAUCUGUGUAUGAAGGCUGUCAACCAAUCCAUAGGUAGAGCCAUCAGGCAUCAGAGGGACUUCGCCAGCAUAGUACUUCUGGACCAGCGGUAUGCUCGCCCCUCUACCCUGGCAAAGCUGCCAGCCUGGAUUCGAGACCGGGUAGAGGUCAAAGCCACUUUUGGCCCUGCCUUUGCUGCUAUGCGGAAGUUUCAUCGGGAGAAGUCAGGCCAUUCCUGACUGCACCACUGCCUGUCACUAUCCCCCACCCCUCCCCCCAUUUGGCCUUAGUCUUAGGCCUAAGGUGGAACCCAUGUGUAGAAUUGUGUUCAAACCAGCCCACAAGGGCUGUCAGGAUCCAAGCUUACAUAGAAAAGCCAGAAGCAGGUUCGUUCAUCCUCAAGAAAUAGUAGGUCCAUCCUAGCCAUGCUUAGGCACAGCCCAGGGUCAGCUUCCUGGCCAGCCUUUGUAGGAGGUUAUGUGGGCAGCCACCACCUUCUCAGAGGUGAGGCCCAUCCUGCCUCUGUGCUUUCACCCUCUCAGCUAACGAUGUCCAUUUCCAGCCCCUUUCCCCACAGCCUCACUUCCCAGCUGCAGCCCUGUUCCCUCCCCUGUCCCUCAGUCUCUGCAAGGGUUUUAUCUCCCUGGCUUGGCUCCAGUUCCUCCUCUAAGUCAGCGGCACCUCCCUCCCUCUCAGCCACUCGAGCAAACUCCAAGACACCUUCUACUCUGACAUCAGUGAUCAUGCCAAGGGCCAUUAGGCUCUCAGCAUGACUAUUUUUAGAGACACUGUUGUCACUUUUUUUUUCCUGUGGAAAAUCUCCCUCCCUCCACAAUAGCUGCCCCUGCUCCCAUACCCCCUACCUGGAGAAAGGGGCUUCAGUAUCGUUAAAGUCCUGCCCCAUCACCUGGAGACCACCAGGGUAGGGGACAGGCUUCAAGGACAGAGCUAUGCCCUGCACAACUAUGAUUCCUUAAUUAAAAUUGCACUGCUGGCUUGAGCUCCA
Marmota flaviventris (yellow-bellied marmot) is the source of this 3909-nucleotide messenger RNA. NCBI's taxonomy places the organism in Eukaryota, Metazoa, Chordata, Mammalia, Rodentia, Sciuridae. The record is from RefSeq and is a predicted model, not a curated record.